This is a messenger RNA of Triticum urartu, 830 nucleotides long. The record is from RefSeq and is a predicted model, not a curated record. Lineage: Eukaryota; Viridiplantae; Streptophyta; Magnoliopsida; Poales; Poaceae.
GUCGUAAGUGUACAGUGGUUGGCCCAGCCCAACAGGAGACGCCUCCUACCUCUCUCCCUGCGUGUCGCCAUGGCUGCCCUCGGAUGCCUCUCCACCGGCCGAUGCUCGACGUGUGCUGCUACACGUGAUCGAGGAGAGGAUAAGGAGGACCCAGGAACCCUCGACCGAACCCUAGGCCAUCCCUUUCCCCUCGCACCCCCCAUGCUCUCCCUCCCAAGCUCAGCCGCUCGCUGCCGUCACCAUGUCGACAUCGAUGCCGUGCACCAGAGCCUCCCCACGGCGCCAGAAGAUGUCCAGGAGACUGGCCUCUUCGUAUUCGUUCUCUACUUGAAUCUACUCGAGCUGGAGCGCCCUGGAGCCGCCGCCAUCGACCCAUCCCCUUCGGCCAUGGGCGCCCACAGCUGUUCCUCGCGCUCCGGCACACGCCGACCGAUCCGAGCUCGCCGCCAACCCUCCCUUGACUACGAGACUGACGCCGCUGUUGGUGCCCCGACCGACUACGUUGUUGACGACCCCUACUUGCCAGAGCAACCAGACAUUGGAGUCCAGGAGCCAGACGCCACCGUCGGUGGAACUCCUACUACACUGGAGGUGCCUACUACUACGUACAGGCCUCUGACGACGAUCAGGAGUAGUUUAGGAGGAUCCCAGGCAGGAGGCUUGCGCCUCUUCUGAUAUGUAUCUCAGUUUGUGCUAGCCAUCUUAUGGCAACUUGUUUACUUAUGUCUGUACUCAGAUAUUGUUGCUUCCGCUAACUCGUCUAUGAUCGAGCUCUUGUAUUCGAGCCCUCGAGGCCCCUGGAUUGUAAUAUGAUGGUCGUAUGACUUAUU